AGCGCCCUCCCUGGGCCGGAGAGGAAGUGCCGGUGCUGCCGGGAAGAUGGCGGCGAUGGCGACAAUCCCUUCCUCGACUACGGCCUUGGCCACGACGACGGCCACCGCAGCAGCUCUCGGGGAGGUGGAGGAUGAAGGACUCCUGGCGUCGCUGUUCCGGGACCGCUUCCCGGAGGCCCAGUGGCGGGAGCGGCCCGAUGUGGGCCGCUACCUCCGGGAGUUGAGCGGCUCGGGGCUGGAGCGGCUGCGGCGCGAGCCCGAGCGCCUGGCGGAGGAGCGGGCGCAGCUACUGCAGCAGACGCGCGACUUGGCCUUUGCCAACUACAAGACCUUCAUCCGCGGCGCCGAGUGCACCGAGCGCAUCCACUGCCUCUUUGGCGACGUGGAGGCGUCGCUCGGCCGUCUGCUCGACCGCUUGCCCAGCUUCCAGCAGAGCUGCAGGAACUUUGUGAAAGAGGCUGAGGAGAUCAGCUCCAGUCGACGGAUGAACACCUUGACUCUAAACCGGCACACAGAAAUCUUGGAAAUCCUCGAGAUUCCUCAGCUCAUGGACACCUGUGUUCGGAACAGCUAUUAUGAAGAGGCCCUGGAGCUUGCAGCCUACGUACGCCGACUGGAAAGGAAAUACUCCUCCAUCCCUGUUAUCCAGGGCAUUGUGAAUGAAGUGCGCCAGUCCAUGCAGCUGAUGUUGAGCCAGCUGAUCCAGCAACUGAGGACCAACAUCCAGCUCCCUGCCUGCCUCCGUGUCAUUGGCUUCCUGCGGCGCAUGGAUGUCUUCACUGAGGCUGAGUUGAGGGUGAAGUUUCUUCAGGCCCGAGAUGCUUGGCUCCGUUCCAUCCUGACUGCCAUCCCCAAUGAAGAUCCCUAUUUCCACAUCACAAAAACCAUCGAGGCCUGCCGUGUCCAUCUGUUCGAUAUCAUCACCCAGUACCGUGCCAUCUUCUCAGAUGAGGACCCACUGCUGCCCCCUGCCAUGGGUGAGCACACCGUGAAUGAGAGUGCCAUCUUCCAUGGCUGGGUGCUGCAGAAAGUCUCACAAUUCCUGCAGGUGCUGGAAACCGACCUUCACCGGGGGAUAGGCGGCCGCCUAGACUCUCUGCUGGGCCAGUGCAUGUACUUUGGGCUGUCUUUCAGCCGGGUGGGGGCUGAUUUCCGGGGCCAGUUGGCUCCAGUUUUCCAGCGGGUGGCCAUCAGCACUUUCCAGAAAGCAAUUCAGGAAGCAGUGGAGAAAUUCCAGGAUGAAAUGAACUCCUACACCCUCAUCUCGGCUCCAGCCAUCCUGGGCAGCAGUAACCUGCCUGCUGCUGUGCCAGUCACUCAGCCAGGGACCCUGCAGCCGCCCAUGGUGCUCUUAGAUUUCCCACCCCUUGCCUGUUUCCUCAACAACAUUCUGGUCGCCUUCAACGAUCUACGCCUUUGCUGCCCUGUCGCCCUGGCACAGGAUGUGACUGGGGCCCUGGAGGAUGCCCUUGCCAAGGUAACCAAAAUAAUCCUGGCCUUCCAUCGGGCCGAAGAGGCUGCCUUUAGCAGUGGGGAGCAAGAGCUUUUUGUCCAGUUCUGCACUGUCUUCCUGGAAGAUCUUGUUCCUUAUUUAAAUCGCUGUCUCCAAGUCCUUUUUCCACCAGCUCAGAUAGCACAGACCUUAGGCGUUCCACCUGCUCAGCUCUCCAAGUAUGGAAACCUCGGGCAUGUGAACGUCAGCGUCGUCCAGGAGCCUCUCGCCUUCAUCCUACCCAAGAGGGAGAUGGUCUUUGGUCUAGACGAAAAGGAGCUAGUGCCUGAGCUCACAGCUCCAGCCCCAGAACUCCCCGCCGAGGAGCCGCGCCCCGAGCCUGUCACUCCGGCCUUCCCCGAGGGAGCACAAGAGGAGCUUGGGUCGGCGGAGCCGCUGCCGGCCGACGCGCCCACUGCGGGCACCUGACAGGCGUUCCCGCCCCAGAACCCGCGCGGUCCCCGGCCCUGGACGCCCGCG
Messenger RNA from Ceratotherium simum simum (southern white rhinoceros), 1972 nucleotides. It is a transcript of the gene COG8, whose product is annotated as component of oligomeric golgi complex 8. The record is from RefSeq and is a predicted model, not a curated record. Gene Ontology annotation, molecular function: peptide deformylase activity. Gene Ontology annotation, cellular component: COG complex; mitochondrion. Gene Ontology annotation, biological process: N-terminal protein amino acid modification; peptidyl-methionine modification; intra-Golgi vesicle-mediated transport. Lineage: Eukaryota; Metazoa; Chordata; Mammalia; Perissodactyla; Rhinocerotidae.